Molecule: messenger RNA, 1458 nt
Organism: Miscanthus lutarioriparius
Lineage: Eukaryota; Viridiplantae; Streptophyta; Magnoliopsida; Poales; Poaceae
Source: the annotation of a GenBank genome assembly
AUGAACUGCGGGCCGCCCGACCAGCUGCCGCCGGCGUCGGCGCCGUCGUGCUUCCUCAACCUCAACUGGGACCAGUCCAUGGCCGCCACCACGGCCGGCGACCACCUCGACCCGGCGCUCAGCUCGAUGGUCUCCUCCCCGGCGUCCAACUCGACGGCUGCCGCGGCGACUGACGGCCUCGCUCUCCACGGGAUCUCGCCGCAGCCGCAGUACGGAGGCACUCCGCUCAGCUCGCCCCCCAAGCUCAACCUCUCCAUGAUGGGCCAGUUCCACCACUACCCGCCGCCGCAGGUCGGCGGCGCUGCGCCCGGCGGCUUGCCAAUCCUCGAGAACUUGAUGCCGAUGGGCCAUCUAGACCAGUUCCUCGCCGACCCAGGCUUCGCCGAGCGCGCGGCGAGGCUCUCCGGCUUUGACGGCCGCCCCGGUGGAAGUGGCUAUGGCGGCGCCGUCCCGGGACAGUUUGGCCUCCCGGACGCCGGCCCCAUCGGCGCAUUGAAGGAGCUGGAGCUCGGAAACGGCCGGGACGAGUCAUCGGUGUCCGAUCCGGCGUCCGCCAGCGCGGAGAUGGCGCUCAAGGGGCCUUCCGAUGGCAAUGCAAAGAAACGGAAGGCUAGCGGAAAGGGGAAAGGCAAGGACGGCCCCGGGUCCACCGCCGCCAAGGAUCUCGCGAAGGAGGAAUCCAGUGGGAAGCGGUGCAAAUCGGCGGACGAGAGCAAUGGCGCGGAGGACAACUCCACCAAGGGCAAGGCCGCGCAGAGCAAUAGCGAGAAUGGUGGAAAGAAGCAGGGGAAGGACAGCACAUCGAAGCCUCCCGAGCCGCCCAAGGACUACAUCCAUGUCCGGGCGCGGCGCGGUGAGGCGACAGACAGCCACAGCCUCGCGGAGAGGGUGAGAAGGGAAAAGAUCAGCCAGCGGAUGAAGCUGCUGCAGGAUCUUGUCCCGGGUUGCAAUAAGGUGGUUGGCAAGGCAGUCAUGCUCGAUGAAAUCAUAAACUACGUGCAGUCCUUGCAACGGCAAGUCGAGUUUCUGUCCAUGAAAUUGGCCACUGUGAAUCCCCAGCUGGACUUCAACAACCUUCCUAACCUCCUUCCUAAAGAUAUACACCAGUCCUGUGGCCCGCUGCAGAACUCGCAUUUUCCGCUGGAGACCUCAGGUGCACCGCUGCCAUACCUUAACCAGCCUCACCAGGGGAACCCUCUAGGUUGCAGCCUAACCAAUGGCAUGGACAACCAGAGUUCUAUGCAUCCACUUGACCCGGCAUUUUGCCGGCCAAUGAAUUCGCAACAUCCUUUCCUCAACGGUGUUAGUGAUGCGGCGUCUCAGGUCGGGACCUUCUGGCAAGACGACCUUCAAAGCCUAGUUCACAUGGAUAUCGGGCAAUGUCAGGAGAUCGCUCCUACCUCUUCGAAUAGCUACAACGGUUCAUUGCAAACAGUCCACAUGAAAAUGGAGCUUUGA